GAUUAAAUUUCUCGACUAGGUUCACAUAAAUUUAAACUUCCAAACUCUAGGCUUUCUUUUGUAGCUAUAAUCAUUCAAUUUAUUUUAAUUUUAAUAAGUUCAGAAUACAGUAAAAUCCUUUAAAAUGCCACCUUUCUGUUGCGGUGGUCGCCGCUGUGCAGCAGAUAUAAAGCGUCGUAUGGAGGGAAACGGGGAGGAGGACGACGCAGCACUUCAACUCAGUCCAAUUACUGUUACCGAAGCAGAGUCUCCGUUGACAUUGAAGUUUUAUGCACGCCAUGAUUGGCCUUAUUUUAACUGCACCAACGAGGAGAUAAAGCGUAUGCGAAAUAAGUUUGAAAAGGAUGUGCAAAACUCUUCAGAGUCGGUCAAUGUUAGCCUGACAACUGGAGAGAAAGUCGCCAAAUAUGAACCAAAGCAUGCCACUGCCCAGCCGAUGACUGAGAAUCAGAUUUAUGGCUGGUAUCAGCAUCGAGCCUAUCGCUAUUUAAAAAAGGAUCGCGGCAUUUUCGUUUUCCCACGUGAGGGAGAUCCAUUGAUCAAGUUAAUUCAGGCUUCGAAUUGGAUGAACAGUUAAAGCAAUAAUUGUUCUUUUUCGGAUCAAAUAUUUUAGUGCAAAUCAAUUUGGGCACUGAGCUCUCAUUAUUUUUAUUUUGGUCCGCAUUAAUCCUAUGAACUUAUAAUUGCAGUAUUCAAACUGGAAUUUUAAGAAAGGAAAUAAAUAUGAGAUUUGAAGGAAAAAUAAAUAUACAUAUAAUUAUUGUUA
Messenger RNA from Drosophila nasuta, 766 nucleotides. RefSeq lists its product as uncharacterized. Lineage: Eukaryota; Metazoa; Arthropoda; Insecta; Diptera; Drosophilidae. Bases 125 to 577 code for a protein of 150 amino acids. The transcript has a single exon. The record is from RefSeq and is a predicted model, not a curated record.